UACAUUUUCAGAUCAUAAUUCACACUAAUUAACUAUGAAGUACUUUUUUAUACUUUUAGCAGAUUUUAUGAUUCUUGUCAAUUCUGAAUUACAAGAUGUCAAGUUCCGCCCAAAUUUGCCACUAGGAGAAUAUCGAUUACAUUUCAACUCUAUUCAACGGUGUAAUCAGAAAUGCGCUAUUCAGUUUAAUUUUUAUUUAUUCAAGACAUCUAGAACUAAAGUUGAACUAAGAGGAAAUAUGACGUCUGCAAAUAAGGCAUUUGAUGAUAGUUUAUGGUUUAAUGGUGCUAUGUCAGUAAAAGAUAAAAUUGGUACAUGGCAAAAUAAUGCGUACGUUUAUAAAUCACCCCAUGCUUACAAAACUUUAAAAAAAAUUCUUGGAGGUGAAUUUAAAUUUUUUUCAAAUAGCUUUGGACUCAAUGACACAGAACAAAAUUCAUUUCCACCGGGAACAUAUGUCACCAAAGGUUAUGAUUUAUCGAACUAUCCAUCAAAUACAAAUUUGCCAAAACAAAUUUUUUAUGGAACUUACAAAUUUAAUAUUAAUUAUACGGAAAAAAAUGGCGAUGUAGUUGCAUGUUUUAUGGUUUUCAUUGAUGUAAAACGUCUAUGGGAAUCGGAAUCGGAAUGA
Messenger RNA from Metopolophium dirhodum (rose-grain aphid), 631 nucleotides. RefSeq lists its product as uncharacterized. The record is from RefSeq and is a predicted model, not a curated record. The coding region runs from base 35 to 631 and encodes 198 amino acids. Lineage: Eukaryota; Metazoa; Arthropoda; Insecta; Hemiptera; Aphididae. The transcript has 4 exons.